AUGAAGGACGGUGGGAGUUUGUUUGUCUGCAGUUCGACUGAGAAUCUGUUUCUCUUUGCUGCCAGCUUCGCUGAGGUCAACCAGACGUCUCUGGUGUGGUUUUGCUCUCCCCGCACCUCUUCCCAGUGGCUGGACCACUGGGCACGGCAGAGGCUGAAGUGGUGGAGGAAGUUUGCCCUGUCCCCCUCUGACUUCAGCAGCAUUGAGGUGCCUGAGAACGAGCUUCAAGAGACGGCGUCUCGGGGGAUGAAGAUCUUGUUCAAUUUCCCAUGGGGUCCCGAAUCCCUGGAGACACUAUGGUGUCGAGGAGACGCAGAACUUCUGCAGACAUACAAGGGGGUCCGCAGCAAACUACAG
This is a messenger RNA of Cyprinodon variegatus (sheepshead minnow), 357 nucleotides long. RefSeq names its product DNA polymerase subunit gamma-2, mitochondrial-like. The transcript has 2 exons. NCBI's taxonomy places the organism in Eukaryota, Metazoa, Chordata, Actinopteri, Cyprinodontiformes, Cyprinodontidae. The record is from RefSeq and is a predicted model, not a curated record. The annotation marks the transcript as partial.